AAAGACCCAGCUUUACUCACCACCAGGAGCUACAAGGACUUCAAAGUUCCUGCUUUCACUACUCUUACUGACCUUUCGCCGCACUUUAACUUCAACCAUUUUAUAAGUAUGCAGCUUUUGGCCAGCCUAGUGUCUCUCUUGCUGGUGCUGUAUAGUGUCAGAGCAGCAGCUGUGCUUCCACUGGAGGAGAGGAACCCAGCACAAAGUAGGGAGUUGAGUAAAGAGCGUAAGGAGCUCAUCUUGAAGCUGAUCUCUGGGCUGCUGGAUGGAGUAGACAACAGCGUUCUGGCUGGAGAGAUAGCACCAGUCCCCUUGGAUGUGGAGGAGCCCCUGGAGUCCCGUCUGGAGGAACGGGCUGUCUACAACCGAUUAUCACAGCUACCGCAGCGUGACCGCAAAGCCCCCUGCAAAAACUUCUUCUGGAAGACCUUCACGUCGUGUUAACGGCGCAAGUCCUGCAACGAUCCUCGCUGAUACCUUGACAUGAACUGUGUAGACCUCCACUGUAAAUAAUACCAUCUCCAGUGUCUGAAGAAAGGUCUCCGUGGACUUACUCUGACACAGUCUGUUUGUUAAAGACAUUGAUGAUAUUUAUUUAUCUAUUUAUUUAUUGAUCGAUUAAGCUAUUUAUGGACCUUUGUUGUUUUUCCGCAUUAAAAAAAGAAUAAAGCAUGGUUAAGAUA
Messenger RNA from Danio rerio (zebrafish), 683 nucleotides. RefSeq names its product somatostatin family member 6.1 (gene sst6.1). NCBI's taxonomy places the organism in Eukaryota, Metazoa, Chordata, Actinopteri, Cypriniformes, Danionidae. Gene Ontology annotation, cellular component: extracellular region. Gene Ontology annotation, biological process: signal transduction. Gene Ontology annotation, molecular function: hormone activity; receptor ligand activity. The record is from RefSeq and is marked validated.